AUGAGUGAGAGCAGUGGUGAUGCAUCAUCAGUUAUCGUCUCUAUACUUCCUCAUAAACCAAUAAAUGUCUUCGCUACAGAUGGCAGAAAUAGUGAUACCAGUGAAGGCAAACCACCACGAAAGCAACAACACCCACAAAAGAAACAAGAACUAGAAGAAGAACAAUCACAACAACAACAAGAACAAUCACAGGAAGAACAACAACAACGACCAAAAGUUAGUGGAGUUGGUUCUGUACAUUGGGAAUCAGCUGCAAGAAAGAAACGCCCUCCACCGAAAUGGUCUUGUCCGAUAAACUAUCAACCAGUUAAUAAUGCAUUGAUGCCAACACCGCGGGUAUGUAAUGUAAUGUUUCCAUCUGCUGAACUUCUUGGUGACCCAACGAGAACAUCUUUACUAAAUCAUACAGCCUCAUCAUCCCCAAAUUGGCUUUCCGGAAGUGUUAGUAGUAAAAAUACUCGUUUCACAUCUAUGGGAGGUGUAGUCCCACAAGAUCCAGCCGUACCUCUUCCACCUAAUGCUCCACCAGUUGUUAGUGAAACUAGACGCGAUGUAUUUAAACAGUCUGGUGAACAUAUUCCACGGCCAGAGGCACGUGUUGUACAUCCACAGGGAUUUCGUAUUCUUAAAGAUCGUAGUGUGAUUGAACGAUCACUGCGUAGUUACUUUAGACUUCCACCAGCACCAAGUACACAUCUUAAACAAGAACGUAGACGUGCCCAACGACAACUCUUAGCGGUUGAAAUGUCUGAAGAUGCUGAAGAUGCUCGGUUUUUUAGUGCCACCAUGGAAGGUUCACUGCGACAACCACCUAUGGCUUCAGGUUCAAUGCAACCACGAUUACUUCUUGAUGGUUUUAUGUUACUUUGUGCAGGUGCACAACCUGAACCAGAGGCAGUAGAGGCAGUUACAUUACAAUGUUCACAUCUAGUAGGUGUUAUUAAGGAUGAUUUAACACAUUUUCGGAAUUUACGUUUUCUUGAUGUAAGUGAGAAUGAAUUAUUAUUAGAACAACUUUUACCUCUUACAGGUCUUGAAGUAUUACAUCUUGCGUAUAAUAAGAUUAAUUCUCUUGCUGGUGUUGCACGGGCAGUACAAGAACAACAACAACAACAACAAUUACAACAAAAACAAGAAAAUAGUGGAAAUGGUAAUAUUUUCUCUAAUCGUAGUGGAAUCCGUUGUAGUGCAAGUGGUGUGGGUCCUAAUGCGACCCGUAAUAGUGCUUCUAUUCGAAGUGCUGCCGCAUAUUAUGCAAAAGAAAUAUCAGCCGCAACAGUGACAUCAAGAACUAAAACAACAACAGGAACAGAAUCACCACCUCUUGAUAUUGAAGGAAAUUCUUGUCAAGCUAUGGAACGAAAUUCUUUUGUUAGUGGUGUAAAUAGUAGUUGGAGUGGUUAUAUUGAUGCUGGUGUUGGUUAUUUCUCACCACAUCAGAAAGUUACUGGACUCACACAAGAAACAUCUGAAUGCAGUUUACAUGACGUCCUUUUACCAAAUUUACAUGCUUUAAAUCUAUCUUUUAACAGUAUUCCACCAAAUGAUGUUUUACAUUUAUCAUAUUUUCCAUUUCUUGAAAAAUUAGAUUUAAGUGGGAAUAAUUUACGUGUUCUUCCACAAGAUCUUGCUGGACUCACAUGUGUAACUCACUUUGCACUGGAACGUAAUCAUUUUAGCGAUGGUAAAUCUGUCUUUGCGGCACUUUCUACUAUGCCAGCUCUUAUUGAAGUAAAUCUUAACCAUAAUGAGUUACGUCGUGUACCCCCACUCUCUGUACGAGAUGGUCAUGGUCUUUGUUUUCCCACUAUUGAAGUUAUUGGACUUGCUCACAACCGUGUGGAAACCGCACAGGAUGUGGCUGCGCUGAGUGAACUUGUGAAGACGCUGCGUCGUGUGGUACUUGCAGGAAACCCAAUUGCCCGUAAGAAGAAAGAACAAGGUGAGGCACAGGCACUGUUUGCACAGUCUGUUAUGAAUAUGUAUUGGGAACAAACGGGUAUUUCUGGGAAAGAUGAAGUUGAAUUUGGAUCUGGAAGUCCUUUCUGUACAAAUCCUCUUGUUUCUACGGAGUCCCUACCUUCACAUUUUCGUCGUUAUAGUAGACAUGAUCAUCAACAUCAUCAUCAUCAUCAUCAUCAGCAACAACAACAAGAAGAAGAAGAACAAGAAGAAUGGCGUCAGUGGCAUCCUGGAGAGGAAGAUAUACCGGAGUCUGAGAAGGGAGAAGAAGAUUAUCAUGCUUUAGAUAGUCUUGUAUAUUCAUGGAAGGAACAGAUGGAAUCGAAGCGUUCUUUACAUAAUCAGACAGAAUAUUCUCAAGAAAGUGGUCCAUUAAGAUAUAGUGAAGAUGAUAGUGAAAAUGAUAAGGAUAACAAUAAUGAGAGGAAACCCCGUGAUGCUCCCCCUUCUAAUGAUACUAAUACACUAAGUCUUUCUUUUACUAGAGAUGGUGGUGCUGUAUUAAAUAACAUUAUUUGGUACGGUGAUGCAUUACCACCUCCACAAAGUGCUACACCAUCAGGAAAAAAUGGUAAAGCCACCGUCCCACCAUCAUCAUCUUUAUUACAUUUUGUAGAACUUGUAUUUGAUGAUGUUGUAAUGCAAAAACAAAAAGUAGGCUACUUCUAUGCAAAGAGACGUCAACUCCUGAAAGAAGAGGUAGUAGGAGAGGAGCAACAACAACAACAACAACAACAACAAGGUCAGAUAGAUCCAACUCAACCAUCGCGGAUGGUUCAUCCCAAAACAGGUCUUGUUACAGUACCGAACUACAAUGAGUUUAUGGACAUUUAUCGACUUCUCGAAAAAUCACCACAGACACAACGUCCCUAUGGGAAACGUAUGUAUACCACCACUACUAGACGAGGAAGGAAAAAGAAACCAACAACCAACAUUAUGGUUUCCCCAGAUAAGGAAAAAGAAUCUGAUGAGGAUGAGACAAGGAAAGAAGAGGAUGGUACUAAAUCUACUACAGAGAGUAUGAUAGUUGAAACCAAAUCACAGUUAGAGGAAAGUGAAAUAGAUGAUGAGGAAGAGGAAAUAGAAACUUCUUCAUACGGAAGUGUUUCUUCACAAGAUGUAGUCUUCAUGACAGGUGUAGCUCUGCAGGAAGAGAAGAAGAGUGAUAAGGAACGAAGGAAGCGAAGAAGAAGAAGAAGAAAUGAGGAACAUAAGAAUGAAGAAGAACAUAUGGAUCAAGAAGAACCUUUAGAAAAAGAUGAAUUAAAUCCUGAUAUCGACACCGAUAUGGAUGGAACUUCCAAAAUAGAAGAGAAUUAUCAAACAAAAUCAAAGAAACAACAACGACAACAUCAUCAAAAUCGUUCCAAAGAGUAUUUCUCUACACAUGGAAAGGAAGAUCAGGCCUCCUCAUAUGAGUAUGAACCACCUAGUACGAAUGUUCGUAUUCUUAUGAAUGAACUUCGUCGUAUGUUGCGUCGUCCACUACCAGCUCUUCCUCCUCUCACCACAACGCGUCCCACCAACAGGAGUACAAAAGGAUUAUAA
This is a messenger RNA of Trypanosoma theileri, 3510 nucleotides long. Its product is annotated as putative leucine-rich repeat protein (LRRP). The transcript has a single exon. Gene Ontology annotation, molecular function: protein binding. Gene Ontology annotation, cellular component: nucleus. The coding region runs from base 1 to 3510 and encodes 1169 amino acids. Lineage: Eukaryota; Euglenozoa; Kinetoplastea; Trypanosomatida; Trypanosomatidae. The record is from RefSeq and is a predicted model, not a curated record.